This is a messenger RNA of Mus musculus (house mouse), 3717 nucleotides long. RefSeq names its product amphiphysin (gene Amph). Bases 80 to 2641 code for a protein of 853 amino acids. The record is from RefSeq and is marked validated. Lineage: Eukaryota; Metazoa; Chordata; Mammalia; Rodentia; Muridae. The transcript has 22 exons. Gene Ontology annotation, cellular component: synaptic vesicle membrane; cytoplasm; cytoskeleton.
CUUCUCUUCCUGGGCUCCUCGGUGCCGCCGCCGGCUCGCUGCGCGCUCUGCUCUUCCAGCUCUGCGGACCGCAGCAGCCAUGGCCGACAUCAAGACGGGCAUCUUCGCCAAAAACGUGCAAAAGCGCCUCAACCGCGCGCAGGAAAAGGUCCUCCAGAAGCUGGGGAAGGCUGACGAGACAAAAGAUGAACAGUUUGAAGAAUAUGUCCAGAACUUCAAACGGCAGGAGGCAGAGGGUACCAGACUUCAGCGAGAACUCCGGGGAUAUUUAGCAGCAAUCAAAGGUAUGCAGGAGGCCUCAAUGAAGCUCACUGAAUCUCUACAUGAAGUCUACGAGCCAGACUGGUAUGGACGGGAAGAUGUAAAGAUGGUUGGUGAGAAGUGUGAUGUGCUGUGGGAAGACUUCCAUCAAAAGCUAGUGGAUGGCUCCUUGCUGACACUGGACACCUACCUGGGCCAGUUUCCUGACAUAAAGAAUCGCAUCGCUAAGCGCAGCAGGAAGCUUGUGGAUUAUGAUAGUGCUCGCCAUCACCUGGAGGCUCUGCAGAGUUCCAAACGGAAAGAUGAGAGUCGGAUCUCUAAGGCAGAAGAGGAGUUUCAGAAAGCACAGAAAGUGUUUGAAGAGUUCAAUGUUGACUUACAAGAAGAGUUGCCGUCAUUGUGGUCAAGUCGAGUUGGCUUUUACGUCAAUACUUUCAAAAAUGUCUCCAGCCUUGAGGCCAAGUUUCAUAAGGAAAUCGCAGUGCUUUGCCACAAGCUCUAUGAAGUGAUGACGAAACUCGGUGAUCAGCAUGCUGACAAGGCCUUCAGCAUUCAAGGAGCUCCCAGUGACUCGGGUCCUCUUCGCAUUGCAAAGACACCAUCACCUCCAGAGGAGCCUUCUCCCCUGCCCAGCCCCACGGCUAGUCCCAACCACACAUUAGCACCUGCAUCUCCUGCCCCAGUGCGACCCAGAUCACCUUCACAGACAAGGAAAGGGCCUCCUGUCCCACCUCUGCCUAAAGUCACCCCAACAAAGGAACUGAAACAGGAGAACAUCAUCAAUUUCUUUGAGGACAACUUUGUACCAGAAAUCAAUGUGACAACACCUUCCCAGAACGAAGUCUUGGAGGUGAAGAAGGAAGAGACUUUGCUGGAUUUGGACUUUGACCCUUUCAAGCCCGAUGUGGCUCCGGCAGGUUCUGCUGCAGCGACCCACUCUCCCAUGUCUCAGACAUUGCCCUGGGACUUAUGGACGACAAGCACUGAUUUGGUACAACCAACUGACUCUUCAAAAAGUCUUUCUAUGUGUAACCUCAUCAUGGAGGAAACCCCUGACAGUGGUUUGGCUGAAGAGAUUCAAAGAUAUGAAACUGACAUAGGUGCAUUCACUUGGGGGCCUCAUGCUAGGACAGACAGUGUCAGCCAGGAGAUGACCUCAAGUGGGUCCCAAGAAGACAUGCUCUGUCUCUCUGAAGCAGAGCAAGACAUGAGAUUAUCCACUGCAAUGCUUUCUUCUGCUGACUGUUCUACUGUAGCUGGUCAGGAUGAGGAUGCUCCUCCAGCUAGAAAUGAGCAGCUGUCCUCAGAGCCUGUUCCUGGGGCUGAAGUUGCUAUUACUACGUACAUGGAGAUGGACCAGCCAUAUGCAUUACUUGACUCAGAGCUACCAGCCGUCGGAAAAGCUGACCUGCUCAAAGAAGGUCAUGAAGAAGCUAAAAUAUCAGAUGGUGAAAUAAAACAGACACAGAAGUUAGAAGAUCCUAUGUGGGCUUCUGGGGGUUCAUUUAAUGAUUUCACCCAGGCCCAGGACACUUCAUUAUUCACCAUGCAGACAGAUCAGAAUAUGGUAGGUGGCUUGGCUGAAACUGAGCAGGCUCUACCUACAGAGCCCCAAGCCGAAGAGCCUCCUGCCACUGCUGCUGCACCUACUGCUGGGCUGGACCUUGGGCUAGAGAUGGAGGAGCCAAAGGAGGAGGCUGUGAUCCCUCCCGCAACUGAUACUGGCGAGACUGUGGAAACUGCAGUGCCAACUGAGGGUGCCCCGGUGGAGGAAGCAGAGGCAGAGAAGGCAGCCCUCCCUGCUGGAGAAGGAGGAAGUCCAGAGGGAGCCAAAAUUGACGGGGAAAGCACGGAGCUUGCAAUCAGUGAGAGCCCUCAACCAGUGGAGCCCGAAGCGGGUGCUCCUCAGGUCAUCCCUUCUGUUGUCAUUGAGCCAGCCUCCAACCAUGAAGGAGAAGGAGAACACCAAGAAACUGCUACGGGUACUGAACCGAGGGAGGCCGCUGAGGAUGUGGCUGCCCAGGGCUCAGCGGGUGAGAAGCAGGAAGUGGCUACAGAGCCCACGCCUCUGGAUUCUCAGGCAACUCUGCCUGCAUCUGCAGGUGCUGUGGAUGCCUCGCUGUCUGCAGGGGAUGCCACUCAGGAACUGCCUCCUGGCUUUCUCUACAAGGUGGAAACCCUGCAUGAUUUCGAGGCAGCGAACUCUGAUGAACUUAACCUACAAAGGGGUGACGUGGUACUCGUGGUGCCUUCAGACUCAGAAGCCGACCAGGAUGCAGGCUGGUUGGUGGGGGUGAAGGAGUCAGACUGGCUUCAGUACAGAGACCUGGCCACGUACAAAGGCCUCUUUCCAGAGAACUUCACGCGGCGCCUGGAGUAGGGCUGCAGAUGCUGCAAAUGGGUCACGUGACUGGGUUCUUAACCAUUCACGGAAUGCAGAGGCGUUCACUUUUGCUACUACACUCUUCAUGAUUGACAGACUGGUGCCAGAUGAGGCUUGGGAAGACGGAUCAAUAGAGCAUGUAUGCAAAAACUAUACGAAGAGGGGAAAGAGCAAAUUAAGGAAAGAGUCCUUACUCUGUUUCCUGCGUUCAUAGCGGUCUGUUUGUGCUUUGUCUAACAGUGAACACUGGUACUUGAUUCUCCUCCCACCAAGUCUAAAGUAGCCUUCUCCAGACCAGACUUUGACUUCUUUGCAUCAAGUGUGUGGUGUCGAGUGGUUGCCCUGCAGAUGUGAUGAGUUAUCCUGUAGUGAGACAUCAUCUUACUCCCUUGCCCGAAUUGUGAGCUCCUGCUCUCUUGCCCUUUCAAGUUUACUGCGUUUAAAACUGAACAGCUGCAAACGUUCUUAACGGUCUUCUCCAAUCACCUCUAUAUACACAUGUACGGACACACAGUCGCACAAGCUAGUCCCAUGCCUGCUGGACCUAUGUGUAUGCAGAUGGCUACAUAUACAUAGCUGAUCCCUUCCCUUUCCACUGUAGCUCUUCUCCUCUAAGUGUCAUUGAUACACGCAUUGCUCUUAUUUGUCGGCAUUACAGCUGCAGUUUUGCCUUGGGGCAAAACCAUUCAUCCCAUUGCCAAAACAGUUGACAGUGUCUGUGUGUGUUGUGUGCAGUUUUCAGGAUGAUAUAACAGAUAGCGCGUCCACGCUGCUGCCCCUUUGGAAAGAGCAGGGCCUGGUUAUGUAGCUGCCCAGCUGCUCAGUCCAGAUAAAUACAUGGACUAGCAACUAUGCAGUCAUCAUUCCUGCCUUUACGUGAUUGGCUGGACGAGGGGGCAAAAGAACCUAUUUAUAAAAGCUCCUAUAUACUUCCACGUUCUAUUUAUGCAACUCAUCUUCACAGAUCAUUCUAAAAUGAACGAGGUGAUGUAUGCUGUAUCAGAAACCAUCUGUAACAGUUGUGUUCUCAGUGCUGUGUCAUUCCAAAUAAACCUUUGGUAAUCUCCAAGUUA